Molecule: messenger RNA, 6634 nt
Organism: Moneuplotes crassus
Lineage: Eukaryota; Ciliophora; Spirotrichea; Euplotida; Euplotidae
Source: the annotation of a GenBank genome assembly
AUUAAGAAUGUCCUACGAAAAUCCUGUGUUUGAUCCCAAGAGAGACUUUGUCCAAGAAUAUUUGCAACAAUUCGGGAAGCAAUUCAAAAUUCCCACUACAAAAGUUGUGAAGGGUUGAUUUCAUCCGACCCUAGGAGAUCAUAUUAUUACUUUAAAUGAGAUCAUUCCCAUAUCGACUGAGAAGAAGAGAGAUAGUGAGAAAGACAUUAUUCUGGUCCCAGAGCAUUCGAUCACUGAUUUUUCCAAUAAAAUGGAAUACUUCUACGAUGAGGCUGAGAAAGACGUUGCUAAGAGAAGACAACACUUUAUGGAUGGACUUAAGGCUAGAGGCAUGGAUGAAAUCUUUGAGAUUAGUUCAACCCUACCUGUUGACCCCCACACUUCUAUAUUUGAAGACUCUCAAGAGAGUUAUGAAGGAGGAAAAGCUGAGAAAAAGCCUAAAAAUAAAAAGAAGAAGUUAAAAGAUAUUAUUCAUAAAAAGCUCCCUAAAGUUAAAGGAGAGUAUGCCAGAAUCAAGUCUCAUGUGGCAAUAAAGAAGCAGAAAAAGGAACAGAUUAGUAAAUAUAAGGUGUUCAAUAAGGCAUGCGAUUUAAUGCUUGAAGAAAGCAAUGUAUUGUUUGAUUAUCAAGAUUAUGAUGAAAGUUUAAAACCGAAUGAGCCUAAUGUAUUGAAUCCUGAUUUGUACAUUGAUCACGAUCUUAACUCUCCAAGACUUGACGAAUACUUCCCACCUGUUGAUUAUUAUCCAUAUCCUCCAGAUUCGCACAUGAUGAAUUUUCGUCGUUUACCAGACCAUAAUGGCUUGAAGUAUACCCCGCCUUUAUUCAGAGAGAAAUAUGAGUUAUGAAUCUGGAGAAUUGAUACACAUAAUCCUGUUAAAAUCAAGAAUAGAUACUUCACACCUGAGAUUCUUGAGGCUGAGCCGAACAGAGACUUCAAGUUUGAUGUUGAGAUAGCUCUUGACAAUCAGACCCUCCUUUUAGUUGAAAGCAAUAAUGAUUCUGAUAACUGCAUGGUCUUGAUAUUCGACCUCUACACUCUUGAUAAAGUCUGAGAGAUGGAUGUUAAUGUCUGUAAUGAUCUUAUUAAAGAGGAUGGCAACUACGACGAGGAUAUAGACAAAUAUCAGCCUGAGCAUGCUGAUAUGUUCGCAACUGCCCAAGAUUUCCCCAAAAUACAAAACUGGAACGCAGGAAAAUAUAUCUUAGUAGGGGUUGGCGCAGAGCCAACUUCUAAAAUAUUUCAUGAGUUUAGAGUAUAUAACUCAUCUACAAAAAAAUUAAUCGGAACUUUUCAUCGGCAGUUCCAUGAAGAUAUGGAGGGAUUACUUCUUGAAGCUGAAUUUCAUAAGGAAGAUCCUGAUACUCUUAUAUUUUUAAUGCUUGAAGAUCAGACGACGAAGAUUGUUGAAGCAGAAAUUCUUCACAACAGAGCAGAAUGAGUGACUACCAUUAUCUGUGAAGAUCUUGAGCAUCUCAGAAUUGCAGAAGAUUUGACUGCAGUCUAUUUCAUCAGAAGGUUUAACUCAGGUUAUGUCCUUGAUACCAUAGAGUACGGGAAGGAUAAAGAUGUUUCAGCUAACCCUAAUAAAUAUCUUAAAUUCCUUGGUAUUGAUGUCGAAAAGACAGCCAUUCUUAAUGAUAGUCUUGUAAUUUAUUACGACAAAAAUGAAGACUCAAGCAUGAUCUCAGUAUUUACUGGGAAAGAAGAGAUGCUUACUAUUGAGCCAAGUUUCCAAAAUGCAGUUAUUGAUAGUUUUUCAUUUAUUGAAAAAACAGGGGAGUUGCUCUGCUUCCUGGAGGAAUAUGUAGAAUCAAAGUGUUUCUUUUGGAAAGUAAGCCCUGAGAGGAAUAAAGAAGACCAGAAAAUCACAAUUGAUGAGGAUACAUACACUUCAUUCUCUUAUCCUUACUACUUUACUGUGAAAGGGUGCCAUGAAUUAAUAUGGUAUGAUAUACCAGGUGAUAAAUUUACUUAUGCAUCUGUUCCUUCCCCAAUUAUCUCUAUUGAUAAGGAUCCUGAUGGCUAUGGAACUAAUUAUUAUACUGCUAUUAUUGAUCUCGGAAAUCAUUUUACAACGUUGUCGAUAAAUUAUAUUAAAAACUUCUAUGAUUCUAGUUAUAACCUGACCCUAACUUACAAUAAAAUGUACAUCAAGAAAAUAAUGCUCCCAAAAGAUUUCUUUAUUAAGUUUCUAAAAAACGUUGAAGUGAAAAGCGAUGGAGAAGCUAAUAAAUACUUUGCUUAUGCUCUACAGUUCAAAAACUAUCUGGUGACUUAUUCUAAGGAUUGGAAAGAUGCUAUUAUCAUAAAAUCUAGAAGCUAUAGGGCUGGUGAAAUGAUCCCAAUAACUUUUGAUUAUAUGAAAAAGGGAUUAUUAAUGUAUCAUAAGGGAGAAAAAAAGGUCCUAUUUCAUCCAGAACCCUAUGACUUUAAUGAUAAAGCUCGGACUGUUGUGAUGUAUACCUCAAAAGAUCCUCUGAAAGAUCUGAGUUUGACAACUUUUUAUGGUGGCGCAAACUGUUUUAUUGUUGAUGAUCCCAAAAACGUUAAAAGAUGAAGCAUUGAUGUAGAAGGAGAUAAACCAAGCUAUAAAAUUAAUGUUGUUGAAGAAAUACCUGUUUCCAAGUAUUCAGAUGACUGAGUUAACCUAAAAUAUGUCAAAGAAAGUUAUUUCAAUGACAUCCUCUAUGAGUUGUUUGAAGAUUAUAAAAUGAAGAAAUCUUACUUCACUAGUAAAUGUUCUCUUAUCACCCAUUUCGAUUAUGAUCUUGACACAGAAGUGCAGACUUUGAUGCCUAAUUUCAGAAACUCUUUAUACCCAUACACUUCAGAAACAGAGAUGGCUAUAAAUGAAUUUUUCAUUUAUUCUCCAAGUAUGGAAGAGGAGCAUAUCAUCAGAACUUUUACAAGCACGAAUGAAGGAUCAAUAAGAAUUGACCUUCACAAAAAGAAUGGAGAAUAUAUUAAUUCUAAACUGCAUUAUCCUUCAGAAGAAAAAGGUUACUAUUAUGUCAAUAUUAAUGUCACUCGUAAUGGAAAGUAUCUGUAUUAUUUGAAGAAUCCAAAGAGAGAUGAACCCCAAGAGCUUAACCCUCACUCUGAUCAAAGCGAAGAAAACAAAGAAGAUGAUAUUAAACUAAGGAACAUAGAAGGAGGGAGAACUAAAGAUAAGAUGAAUCCUUUAUAUAAUUCUGAUCUUAAACAGAGCUUAAUGAUUUAUGAAAUCUGUUUUGUCAGAAGAAAAUCAAUGAAGAAAAAGCUUGCAACCUUGAAGAAGAAAAUGAAAACUGUCAAAAAUAAGCCAUCGACAGCAAAUAAAGUUCAAAAGAGAGUUUCUGAAUCUGAAAUGAUGAUUGAGCUCAAACUAGUCAGAGAAUUCAAGAAUUGAGGUGCAUUUUUUGGAGACUAUAACAUGCCUGCUGUUAGUGAUAUUCUUACAAUUUCUUUUCUCAAGAAGGAAAGAGUCAAGGUCCCAAAAGAUAACGUAGACGAAAAAGAUAUUGAAGACGGAAUUGUAGAGGUCCUUGAAUUCGACUACCCUUAUGACUAUGAAUUCCCUUACCCUAUUGGCUCAGCUAAGGGAGAUUGAUUCAAAAAGCAAUAUAGGUUAUUCUUUGAAGACCUUGAACUCACUAACUUGGUAGAUGGAAAACUUGGAGUAAAUGACCAAUUCAUCUCAUACACAUCUGCUGAUUAUAACUGGCUAGCAUUAAAGGAAGGAAUGAUUGGUUACAGGUCUGAAAGGAUCUAUCAUAUUAAGAUAAAAGUGGAAUCUAUCACAGAGAAUAACCGCAUUGCCACAAAGUGAAAAUUCAAGGAUGUCAUCCCGUUAAACUUUGUGCUUGGAAAACUUGAUUUGUCUAUUAAAGAAGUCUAUGAGUGAGAUGAUGCUAGUAGUAUUAUUAUUUCGUUAGCAAGAUCUGAAGGAGAGACUCUAUUCAUUAUUUGGGACUUGGAUUCAAAUAGAGAACUGAAAAAUUAUUCUAUCUAUGGAAGUUACACAUUUAUUAGAGGGAAGAAAUCAAAAUAUGGAUAUAUAUUAUGAAAGAAUUAUUAUGUUAACUUAGAAAAGAAUAUAGAAAAUUACUUCUUUGAUUAUGACUUCACAUAUAUCGGUUUACAGUGGGACCAGCCUGGAUACAAAAUGAGCGAUAAAGAGGAACUCAUCUUACUCAAUGGAAGCUUCUUACUCAAAACUCUGGUCACCGAAGCAAUGGCUCUCAAUAAAUUCGUACAAGGAGAAAUUGACUUCAAACAAGAAAACAUGGAGUCCGACCUCCUCAAAUUCCAAAUUGAAGGCAACACCAUUUUGCACAUGGUUUGACUCGAAAUCGAAGACCUCAAAGUUGUCAUCGACUACUUGAUGGAGCACAAGAAAGAAUACCUUACCACAAUUCUGAUGGAAAACCAUGGAGGCAAAUCAGCCCUUGACAUUUGUAUCGACAAGAACAGUCCCAAGACCACAGACAUUUUGCUGAACACUCUUUCGAUGAUUUCUGAAGGAAACUACUCUCAGAACUUCUUCAGAAAGUUUCCGCAGCUGCUAGACAUGAAGCUAAAGUCAUUCCACUAUUUCCUUGAGACUUGUUUGUUCCAGACGGUACAGAUGAAAUACACAAAAUACCUGAGGCUGAGGGCGGAUGAUGACAUAAUUAUCACUUCUCAUACAAGUUGAAUCCUAGACGACACUUUCUUCGAAAAGCACACCAAAGAAGGCAAGGCAGAAAAAGAGUUCAAGCAGAGAACCAGAGAACUUCUCCAGGAAGAAAGGAGCAUUCAGCAAGAAGAAAAGGUCAAAGCCUCUGAUGAGCAAAAAGGUGAGGAAGCAACCAAAGGACGAGAAGAGGCAGCAAAAGUGCCAGAGGUGGCGACAGUUGGAGGCUUCGAAACCAAUGCAAGAGAGUUUGCUGCAACGCCUGGCGAAGCAGUCAUGUUCAAUGAAAGAGCCGGCCAACCGCAGGACAGCGAAGAACACAAGAGCUCUAAUCCAGAUUCCGAAGGUGAAGGGUCUGAAGGAGAUGACUCCAGUCAAGAAAUCAGCAGGACUCUGCGUGAAAGUGACGAAGAAGAAUAUGCAGGAGGCUCCACCACUCUGCAAGACAAACUCGGGGGCAUCUUAGCGGAUGGAAAGAAAGCUGCCGAACUGGCUAGCAAGACUGCCAAAGAAACAAAGCAAACUGGAGCUCAGGACGACCUUGAGAAAAGAAAAGCUGCUCUCAAAGAAAACCGCAAGAAGCUUGACAAAGACAUCAAGCUGUACCGAAAAACUCAGAAAGAAGGCAUUGCAAAGUAUGAAGUCAGAGCUGUCGAGUUCGACUGGGUCUUCAACGAGACAGAAGGCAAGAUCUUCUUGAAUUCCAUGGCUGUUUCAGGAGAUGACGAAGUCUUUGAAGUCGAGGUCAUCAAGAAGCUUAUUGAGUACUUGUGGAAAUUUUACAGAAGAGCCAUUGUUCUCAAUAUUUUUGUUCCUUUCAUUAUUUACUUUGUUCUGUUCAUUACAUAUUCUACUUGGAUCAAUGAAUUAAGAGAUGAAGAAAGUGGAACCGGUCCUUAUAAUGUCCUUAACUUUGCAAUGGUGUUUAUUAUUAUUGGAUUUAUCUUUUUCUUCCUUUAUAUUGAAGCAAGAAAGAUAAUUGCCUACAGGCUGAGAUAUUUCUUAAUUUUCUGGAAUCUUGUUGAUAUCAUCUCUAUAUCUCUAAAUAUAAGUGUUCUUACCUUAGAUCUCUUGGAAAGUGGUACUGUACAUCGAAUUCCUGUUCUAGCAUGAGCUACUUUCUUCAUGUGGUUGAAGCUUUGUUAUUUUGGAAGAAUGUCAUUCAGAACUGCAUGGCUGGUGAGAAUGAUAAUGGCUGUGACAACAGGAAUGACUUAUUUAAUUUUAAUCUUUGCCUUGUCAAUAUUCGCAUUUGCUAAUUCAUUCCUGUUGCUAUCAAGAAUGGAGAAUGAUGAAGGUGAAUAUGUAAUUCCAGGAGUAGGCUUUUGGGAAGCAUUAAAAUUUUCUUACAGAACUGGACUUGGAGAUUUCAAUACUGAUAAUUUCCCUACUGGCACUAUUCACAAUCCUUUGAUCUAUGCCAUCUGGUUGGUGUCAACAUUCAUUAAUCUGCUCGUGAUCCUCAACGCUGUCAUUGCUGUGGUCAGUGACAUCUUUGAUAAAGUCUACGAGAACAUGAACCAAAACCUCCUCAAAGAACUCGUCGUCCUCAUGGCUGAAUCAGAACUGUUGAUUUCAAGGAAAAGUCUCUUCAAAAAGAAGAAGUACAUCAUCCUCAUCGAAAAAGAGAGAGGUGACGGACAGCAAGGCGGCCAUGAGUCCAAGAUUGCAGUCAUCAAAGACUUCAUGGAGCUCCAGCUCAAGAAACAAGAAAGACUCCUAGGAAAAAUGGAGAGGAACCUCGGCUCAUACGUCGACAGAAAGCUUACCAUAAAGAGAGAAGAACUCGAGAACUUCACUGAGAAGAGACUUGACUCUGUUGACCAGCAGCUUGAAAUAUUGGAUUUGCAUCACAAAUUGUACAGAGAUUUGUACCAGUCUUUGAAGGAAAAAGCCGAAUAGUUAACUGAAGUACAAAAUAUCAGAAAAAUAUUGGAAGAAAUUAAUUGAGAGUCUCUAUAUUUCAUUUCAAUACUA